GCUGGGGAGAUUCCGUCCCCCGCUGAAUGAUUGGCUUCACCGCGGGCCCCGCAUUUAACGGUCCAGAUCCUCCCCGACGCAUCGUAAAAAAAUACGGACCGUUGGAUUGCAUCGCAGGCCCCGGAGGAGCAGAUCGGACGCCUAUAAAACGGGCUGAAGAAAACGAGAAGAAAACCGGAAGAAGUUAAGUGGUUGUUUCUUCCUACGCCUUUCCUCGUCUCCAAAUUAUUAGAUUUUUUUUGUUUCUACGAGAACCGGUCUUAGUCUCUUUAUUGAUCUCGUGGUGCUCUUUGAUUUGGGAACAAAAAGGCAAGAUUUUUAGGUUCUUUUUUUUUUGGAAUUCUCCUGUUAUUUUAAGCAAUUUCUCGCCCUUCCCCCCCAUUUUUUUUUGUGAUCAAAUUAGGGUUCAUCUCCUCCGCCUUUACACUCUGAUCUCGUGAAUGCGAAUUGGUUGCAAAGAGAAGCAAGAUCUAGCUCUUUUUAGGGAUUCUGCUUAUUUUUAGCGACUUUUGAUAUCCCCCCCCCCUCCUUGAGAUAAAGUUUGAGCUCGUGCUCGCUUUCCACUUUGCUUAAUUUCUACACAAUUAUCGGUUUCUAUUUAAUGAUUCGUCGGUAGAUUCCAUUUAAUUCCCCAGUUUGAUCCUUUUCUCCCCAAAUUCUUUGAUCAGGGUCUCAAUUGAUCGAGAAAAGGAUGGCUGUGGCAUUUACUCGUUUCUCUUACUGGAUAUGGGGAUCAAAAGAUCACGAAACCCCAAACACGUCCCCGAAUUCUUCCUCUGAGUUCCCUUCGGGCUACCGAGAACCCGAUUCCUUGAGGUUUUCAUCGAUUGGGCCACGAAUUCGGUCGUCGACGAGGAGGGUUAAGAGGAAAUGGCAGAGCAGGGAGGAGAGGAGGAGGAUUGAUAGGGAGUAUGAUAUUGUUUUGGUGCCUUCGGAUGGAGGGUGCAUGUCUGGUUCGGAGUCGGAGGAUUCGGAUUGGUCGGUAGGGUGGUUGGAGCCUCAUGGGUCGGAUUUUGAUAGUGAUGCUGAGAAUAGCUUUGCUGUGUUGGUGCCUUGUUAUGGGAGGGGGAGGUGCGAGAAGGUGGAGGCAAUGAAAAGUGGGGCCUUGGGUGCAGUUUACGAGCAGAAUGUGUACUCUUCCGCUGAUAAGGAUUACAUUGAACAGUGGCUCUCCUCUCUCCAGGAAGUGUGAUGCCUGCUCCUUACUGAUUCUGUGAGCUUGGUCUUCUAUAGAUGCUUCCUUCUUGUUGAAUAUCCUAGCUGUUUUGCGG
This is a messenger RNA of Asparagus officinalis (garden asparagus), 1271 nucleotides long. RefSeq lists its product as uncharacterized. The transcript is spliced from 2 exons. The coding region runs from base 692 to 1192 and encodes 166 amino acids. NCBI's taxonomy places the organism in Eukaryota, Viridiplantae, Streptophyta, Magnoliopsida, Asparagales, Asparagaceae. The record is from RefSeq and is a predicted model, not a curated record.